AAAUGUUCUUCCAAAUUAAAUUUAUUUUAUUCUUUUUAUUUGCCUCAUCAUUUUUAUUCAACUCAGCAGGAGGCGGUUUGGCCUGUUAUGCGGCUUGUCAAGCUGCCGCGGCCGCUGCUUGUGCCGCUUGUGCAGUUGUUUUGGCUGGCCCUGUAGCCUAUCCAGCUUGUCAGGCAGCGGCUGCUGCUGCUUGUGGUGCAACUGGUCCUGUUUUUCCGGUGUGUUAUGCCGCCGCUCAAGUGGCAUGUGCUUGUAUUUUGUUGUGAAAAAGACAAUAUUUUUUGGUGAAGGAAGGAAUUUAUUUUAAAAAAAAUAUAUUAAAGAUCUUCUGAUUUAUACUUAAAAAUUUUCUGUACAUUUACCUAUUUAUUUAUUUUUUGCCUAUAAAAAAUCUUUUUUUAAUUUAUUUUAAUUUUUAAACCCUUCAAUUUAUUUUACAAUAUUAUGUGUUAAUUAUAAAUACAAUUCUAUCGCCUUUCACAAAAAAAUACAAAAAAAGAAAAUUAAAUGCAAAAUUUGGUGGAGAAAGAGCACUUGGACGAAAAUAUUUUUUGUUUUCCAAAAAUAUUCAAAAUCUUUUUAAAAGCAAAAAUAUU
Messenger RNA from Meloidogyne enterolobii, 596 nucleotides. Lineage: Eukaryota; Metazoa; Nematoda; Chromadorea; Rhabditida; Meloidogynidae. The record is from the annotation of a GenBank genome assembly.